AUAAGUGUCACGCUCUUCGGCAUCGCAAAGGAGAAGUCUGAAAUCUAGAGGUAUCGUCAACGAGAGGAAGAAGAUCGAGGGAAAGUGGAUCGAAGUUGUUGUCAAAGGAUCGCGUCAGGCGAUCUCGAUCUCGUCGUAUUAACUAAUAGUCUCAGUGUUUCAGACUGUCAAAUGGUGUUAGCAUUUUUCCUCGGUCUAUGUAUCGCUUCUGCGGUUGGAUUACGUGGUCCACAUCAUCCAAGAAGCUCCGUUUCUCAUCAUCAUUACUCGCCUCAUAAAGGUGUUAAAUUGACGCAAGAUACAGAAUUGCUUCACGAUGCCACUCACUUGAAGGAAGACAUGGGACCGAUAGCGUCCCAGCUUGAUUUUUCGAAAAUGAGCGAACAGGAGAUUGAAUUCCAUUACUUCAAAGUGCACGAUAUCGAUAAUAAUACAAAAUUAGAUGGCCUUGAAAUUCUUCAUGCCAUUCAACAUACAUUUCACGAACAUAAUGUGGUCGAUGAAGAUGGUAGAAGUUUUGUGGAUGAUGAGCCACAAAUACAAGAAGACGAAUUGCCACGGAUCGUAGGUUUUAUAGACAGAGUAUUGGAAGAAGAUGAUUUGGAUAAUGAUGGUUAUUUAGGAUACGUUGAAUUUGUUUUGGGAAGGCGAAAGGAUCAUAUUACGCAAGCAAAAAGAAUUGGUAGAAAUAAUAUUAAAAAAUAAAAGGACGACCAUGCUCAUUCGUAAAUAUAAAUAUUCUUUAAAAUCGACGAUUCACACGUAUCUCUUUUAUAACAUUGAAUAUGACUUUAAGCACUAUCAUCAGAAAUAUUAUAUUCCGUAGAUAAUAUUAAAAUAUUUUUAGUUAGACAAUUUUUGUAUUUAUAACUGUGUGCCAGUUGCAUAAUUAAAUA
This is a messenger RNA of Vespa velutina, 896 nucleotides long. Its product is annotated as multiple coagulation factor deficiency protein 2 homolog. Lineage: Eukaryota; Metazoa; Arthropoda; Insecta; Hymenoptera; Vespidae. The coding region runs from base 172 to 705 and encodes 177 amino acids. The transcript has 5 exons. The record is from RefSeq and is a predicted model, not a curated record.